This is a messenger RNA of Monodelphis domestica (gray short-tailed opossum), 1150 nucleotides long. Lineage: Eukaryota; Metazoa; Chordata; Mammalia; Didelphimorphia; Didelphidae. The record is from RefSeq and is a predicted model, not a curated record.
AUGCAUGUCAAGGAGGUUGUUAAGAAGCAUUCACAGUUCAUUGGCUAUCUCAUCACACUUUAUUUGGAGAAGGAACGAGAGAAGGAAAUCAGUGACGAUGAGGAGACAGAGGAUGACAAAGAGAAAGAAGAAGAUGAGCCAGCUAAAGAUGAAGAGAAACCCAAGAUUGAAGAUGUAGGAUCUGAUGAAGAAGAUGAAGGCAAGGAUAAGAAGAAGAAAACAAAGAAGAUCAAGGAGAAAUACAUUGAUCAGGAAGAGCUGAACAAGACCAAACCCAUCUGGACAUGGAACCCUGAUGAUAUCAGCCAAGAGGAGUAUGGCAAGUUUUAUAAGAGUCUCACCAAUGAUUGGGAAGAUCACUUGGCAGUAAAGCACUUCUCUGUGGAAGGUCAGCUGGAAUUCAGAGCUCUGCUCUUCAUCCCCCGUCGUGUCCCCUUUGACCUCUUUGAAAACAAAAAGAAGAAGAACAACAUUAAACUGUACGUUCGACGAGUCUUUAUCAUGGACAGUUGUGAUGAGCUUAUUCCUGAGUAUCUUAAUUUUAUCUGAGGUGUGGUAGAUUCUGAGGAUCUGCCCCUCAACAUUUCAAGAGAGAUGUUGCAGCAGAGCAAAAUCCUGAAGGUCAUCCAUAAAAAUAUUGUCAAGAAGUGCCUAGAGCUCUUCUCUGAACUGGCAGAAGAUAAAGAGAAUUAUAAAAAGUUCUAUGAGGCCUUCUCAAAAAACCUCAAACUUGGAAUCCAUGAGGACUCUACCAAUAGGCACCGUUUAUCUGAACUAUUGCGUUAUCAUACAUCUCAGUCUGGAGAUGAGAUGACUUCUUUGUCUCAAUAUGUGUCCAGAAUGAAGGAAUCCCAGAAAUGCAUCUAUUAUAUCACUGGUGAGAGCAAGGAACAAGUGGCCAACUCUGCUUUUGUUGAAUGGGUACGGAAACGUGGUUUUGAAGUAGUAUACAUGACAGAGCCCAUUGAUGAGUACUGUGUGCAGCAGCUAAAGGAGUUUGAUGGGAAGACCCUUGUCUCUGUUACUAAGGAAGGUUUAGAACUUCCAGAGGAUGAAGAAGAGAAGAAAAAAAUGGAGGAAAGCAAGGCAAAAUUUGAAAACUUGUGCAAGCUAAUGAAGGAAAUUCUGGAUAAGAAGGUUGAGAAAGUGA